AUGGCCGAAGUGGGAAAGCCUCUUCUCGAUAUUGAUGUUGAAGAAGAUCCAUUUAAUACAGGCCAGGCACCCAUACAGUCAAUGCCUGAGGAUACUGCUUUUCAAGAUACGAGCUCUGCGAUUGCCAGAGAAGCGGGAUCCCAAGCAAAUAUGAAUAAGCUGCGCAAUAUGCAAGACAAAAAUCAUGAUACCAAGGCAAAGAACUCUGGGCUUAUUGUUCCGGCAGUCAGAGUUAUGUUAAAGCAACACAAUAUUGAUAUCAAAGAUGUCACAGGGAGUGGAAAUGGUGGGAGAGUGAGAAAGGAGGAUGUUCAAAUGUAUUUGGAUUCAAGAAAUGCAGCUCCGAAUCCUGUAUCUUCAAAGCCCGCAGCCCAGGUCGACGCAUCAGUGGAAGACAAAGUUGUGCCUUUGACACCGAUUGAGAAUCAUAUGUUCAAGGUCAUGACUGGUGCUCUCAGUAUUCCACACUUUGGGUAUAGCCAUUCUGUCGACUUAACUUCUCUGACAAGUCUGCGCCGCGACUUCAACAAGGAACUGGAUGUCUCCAAUGGGAUGCACAGAUACGGUGUUUCAAAGUUAACCGCGCUUCCAUUCAUUUUGAAGGCUCUUUCACGGGCCUUUCUGCAACACCCUAGAUUGAAUGCACAUCUUGAAACAGAAACGGCUCCGCAAAACCCCCAGUUGAUUGUGAAAGCAUCUCAUAAUUUCGGUGUCGCCAUGGACACGCCCGGUGGUCUUCUGGUGCCAGUUGUCAAAGAUGUUCAAAACAGAUCUAUUCUUUCCAUCGCAGCUGAAUUGAAGCGACUGAGUACACUGGCAAAAGAAGGUCGUCUGACUCCGUCAGACAUCAGUGGAGCUACCUUCACUGUGAGUAAUAUUGGAAGCAUUGGGGGCUAUGUUGUGAAUCCUGUCAUUUUACCUCCGACUGUUGGCAUUGUUGCAUUGGGCAAGAGCGAAGAAGUUCCGGUCUUCACAAAAGACAAUAAAAAAGGUGACACAUCGAUUACGAAGCGUGAGAGAGCUGUUAUCAGCUGGAGUGCGGACCAUCGAGUUCUUGACGGUGCUUCUGUCGCACGAUGUGCCCAGAUGGUGAGCAGUGUCUUGGAGAACAUCGAACCUAUCAGUAUUGGAUUGCGCUAG
This is a messenger RNA of Penicillium manginii, 1140 nucleotides long. RefSeq lists its product as uncharacterized. The record is from RefSeq and is a predicted model, not a curated record. NCBI's taxonomy places the organism in Eukaryota, Fungi, Ascomycota, Eurotiomycetes, Eurotiales, Aspergillaceae. The transcript has 2 exons. Bases 1 to 1140 code for a protein of 379 amino acids. Gene Ontology annotation, cellular component: cytoplasm; mitochondrion. Gene Ontology annotation, molecular function: lipoic acid binding; acetyltransferase activity.